GUCCCCAUGUGGCGGACGCUGGCCCUCGCCUCCGCCUUCUUCCCGGGGCUCUUCGCCCUCUGCAUCCGGUUGCUACGCUGGGCCGCCCCGGGAUGGAGCCUCAAGGACCGCAUCCUCCUCAGCGGCAGGUUGGUGUCAACGGUCCAAGCCACGAUGGCAACCGUGUCGGGGAUCAUGGUUGUCCUUAACUGCAAGGACGUGGUGUAUGACAGGCACUGGCUGGCCGUCGAAUACGUCUGGGUCCUCGUUCCCUACAUGACCUACGACAUUUACGUCAUGUACCUCUGCCACUGGCACAAGAGCCGGGAGAGGGGAGUCGCGGAGAAGAAGCACUCGCUGCCCAGCGUGCGGAGUUUCCUCCUGCAGGAGCGGCUGAUGGUGACCCACCACCUCUUCAUCCUUGUCGUGCUCACCCCUGUCACCCAGCACUUCAGGGGAGAGCUGGGGGACUUCUUCGUGGGCUGCAUCUUCAUAGCAGAGCUGAGCACGCCUUUCGUAUCGCUGGGCAAAAUCCUCAUGCAGCUCAAAAUGCAGGACACGCUCCUGCACAAGGUGAACGGGAUCCUCAUCCUGGUGACCUUCUUCCUCUGCCGUAUUCUCCUCUUCCCCUUCAUGUACGCGGCCUACGCCAGGCAGGUGGGCAUCCCCGUUUACAUGGUGCCUUUCCGCAUCCCCCUGCACUGCAACAUAGCCAACGCCUCCCUCAUCGCCCCCCAGCUCUACUGGUUCAGGCUCAUCUGCCGCAAAGCCGUCCGACUCUACGGCAGCUCGCCCGCCGACAAAAGCAGAUAACGGCCGGCAGCGGCAGCCCAGCGCGGGGGCUGGAAAAGGGUCAGCCCCCCCCCCCGGCUCUUCUGCCUUCACUGCUAGUGCUGCGGGGACCAGCGCAGGAGCAGAGCGGCGGAAGCAGCAAUGCCACUGGACUGUUUUAGCUGGAAGCAGCCUCACCGUCUCCACCGCCGUGCCAGGCAGCACCAGCCCGGGCUAGGAAGGCUUUCUUCCCAUGCCGCUCCAGUGCCUUGUGUCCUCCCACUCGCGGGAGCUGGGCUAGGAGCCAGACCACAAGCACAACAUUCCUUCUGGGAUUCAUCGCUGCGGCACCGAACUAACGGUUACAUGAGAGGGGCUUGGUACAACCCCUGCCCCACGUCUUCCAGGGCUGACACCAGACACCGGCACUGAGCUUGGCGAGGCGGGAAGGAACCUGCAGCCCGGAGGCAGCAGCGGAGGUGAUGCUGGAGCGUGCCCAGCCCCAUGCAGCAGCACCGGGGACCGGAGGAGCUGUGUGCCAGACCUGCCACAGCCCUGACUCGCUCCUCUGGCUCUGGUUUACAGCCUCCAGCUGAGAGCAGAGGCAGGCCCCAGGGCUGCGGCACGGUUCUGCACAGCCUGUUCCUGACCUUUACUGACUUCGCCUCUACACUACCGCCGCGCUCAGCCUCUUACCUCCCACCACUGCUGGGCUCAAACUCAUUUAAGACUCCACUUAACCCAAAGGUGCUUUUCACUACAACUGUCUGGUACUGUGGCUGACAGUCCCAGGGGAGGGUGGCUCUGGGGUCCUCAGCAGGUUGGAGGGGAGAGAAGCUCACGCCAGGCCAGAGCAACGCUGGCAGGGCAGAGCGCCCAUGGCUGAAGGGCAGAGCGCCCAUGGCUGAAGGGCAGGAUGGGGACAGGAGACUGCUAAGUCCCUGUCUCUGGGCACUAUGCAGAGCCCUUCGUUGGCAGGGGAUGCAACUUUCAACCCCUUCCCCUAACUGCAGUUGCUUUUAUCUGCCCCGCAUCCCCACAGUGGGUAUUUGAAAGUCCGACUGGUGCACUGGCGUGGUUUAACCCCAGCCAGCAACUAAGCACCACGCAGCCGCUCGCUCACUCCGCCUCCCUCCCAGUGGGAUGGGGAGGAGAAUAAAAAAAAAAGUCGUGGAUUGAGAUAAGAAUGGUUUAAUAACUAAAGUAAAAUAUAAUACUAACAAUAAUAAUAAAAUAUGAUAAUAAUAGUAAUGAAAAGGAAUAGAACAAAAAAAAGGAAAAAACUAAAACCCAAGAAAAGAAAAAUUAGGCACAGUGCAAUUGCUCACUACCUGCUGACCGAUGCCCGAGCAGCGAUCUGCCCCUCCCGGCCAACUCCCCCCCAUUUAUAUACUGGGCAUGACGUUCCAUGGUAUGGAAUACCCCUUUGGCUAGUUCGGGUCAGCUGCCCUGGCCGUGCUCCCUCCCAGCUCCUUGCACACCUGCUUGCUGGCAGAGCAUGGGAAACUGCAAAAUCCUUAACUUGGGAUAAGCGCUACUGAGCAACAACUAAGAUAUCAGUGUGUUAUCAACAGUAUUCUCACACUAAAUCCAAAACACACUGUACCGGCUACCAAGAAGAAAAUUAACUAUCCCAGCCCAAACCAGGACGCACCCCCUGCCCUGCUCUCCCUCCAGCCGACAGCCCUGGCAGCACCCCAUGCGUAGCGGUACAGCCUGAGCUCUGGUCGUAUGGUCCAUCCCUCCUGCCCCAUCCCACUCCCCUGCGAGGCGAGGUCUGCCAGGGAACCGGGUCAGUGCAGGAGGAACAAGCAACCCCAGAGCAGGGCGCCGAGCUGUGUCCUUCACCAGUUCAGCCCAUUUCCACCUUCAGUCACAGGAAAACGGCUACAGGCUUCCCAGCCCGCCCUGCACCAUGGGGUUCACGAGCCUCGCGGGUGUGUGCAAGUCAGACAGCAGCAGUUCAGUUCCUUCCCUGCAGCCAGCGCAAGCCAGGGCAGCCUCCUCCUCCUCCUCCUCCUCCCUGCAGCCUCCCAUGCUUGCCUGGGGGUCCCCUGCUCCAGGGCAGGUACUGCACCAGCGUGGCCCCAGCAGCCCCCCUGCAGCCACCCGUGCUGGGAGACCUGUGGCUGCUUGGUGCCUUUCAUUCUGUCUGAAAACAACAGCUGAGCUCUGGGAGCCCUGGUUCUUUCGGGUGUCGGAUCUUGUCCCAGCCACGGCUGUAUUCUGGAAAGAGUAAAAUAAAGGGCCUCUUCCGACACGCGGUCGGUUAUUGCAGAAACACUACUGUUACAUUAAUGGUCGAGACCAGCUGAUGUUAUAAACCGCCUGCAACCUGUUGCAGAUGUUUGUAUCUCACCGUUUUCAUUGCAAAUAACGUGCCUUAUGUAAGGACAAAAAAAAAAAAAAGCCAAUGAGGCAUCUCAGUUUGCACUAACACUGCCCUAUUUACUGUCAGAAGACCAAUAAAGAUUUCCCUUCCGAGUCAC
Messenger RNA from Gymnogyps californianus (California condor), 3239 nucleotides. RefSeq names its product TLC domain containing 3A (gene TLCD3A). Gene Ontology annotation, cellular component: membrane; endoplasmic reticulum. Gene Ontology annotation, biological process: lipid homeostasis. The coding region runs from base 7 to 792 and encodes 261 amino acids. NCBI's taxonomy places the organism in Eukaryota, Metazoa, Chordata, Aves, Accipitriformes, Cathartidae. The transcript is spliced from 5 exons. The record is from RefSeq and is a predicted model, not a curated record.